CGACUCCUCACCUGGAAAAGUGAUAAUUCACUCAGGUUGGCUACAGGAACAUGCAGGCAUGAUUGGUAUGUACUGGUGAGAAGAUUCCCUCGCCGAAGAUAUCUGCAAGCUGCAAGCAUGAGCUGAGGUGAGAUCCGAUGGAGGGGAGCGGCGGCGGCAAGCACUUCAUCCUCGUCCACGGCCUCUGCCACGGCGCGUGGUGCUGGUACAAGCUGGCGCCGAUGCUCCGCGCCGCGGGGCACCGGGUCACUGCGCUCGACAUGGCCGCGUCCGGCGCGCACCCGGCGCGCAUGGACGAGGUGCCGUCCUUCGAGGACUACUCGCAGCCGCUGCUCGACGCCCUGGCCGCGGCACCGCCCGGCGAGAGGCUGGUCCUGGUCGGGCACAGCCUCGGCGGGCUCAACCUCGCGCUCGCCAUGGAGAGAUUCCCGCGCAAGGUCGCCGCGGCCGUGUUCCUCGCCGCGUGCAUGGCGUGCGCCGGCAGGCACAUGGGCGUCACCAUCGAGGAGUUCUCCAGAAGAACCCGAUCUGAUUUUUUCAUGGAUAGCAAGAGCAUGGUUCUGAACGCUGAUCAAGGUGCUCGGCCUGCAGUCGCGCUUGGCCCCAAAUUGUUGGCAGCGAAAUUGUACGAUCGAAGCUCAGUCGAGGACCUGAUGCUGGCUACGUUGCUGGUGAGACCAGGCUGCCAGUUCGUGGACGACCCGACGAUGAGGGACGAGGCUCUGCUCACCGACGCCAACUACGGGUCGGUGAAGAAGGUGUACGUGGUGCUCAAGGACGAUGCUUCCAACUCCGAGGAGAUGCAGCGCUGGAUGGUCGACCUGAGCCCUGGCACAGAAGCCGAGGAGCUCGCCGGAGCCGACCACAUGGCCAUGUGCUCAAAGCCCAGGGAACUCUGCGAUGUUCUUCUCAGGAUUGCCGACAAGUAUGACUGAGAAUGGUUGUGCACAUCCAGCCGUACAACAAGCAUGCCAGACCAAAUUCCAAAGGUCCGUUAGAAAAAAGAAUUCCAAAAUCUAGUACACACUUCGAUCCGAAUUAACGGAGACGAUCGGAGGGAGUAAAGAAAUUCCUUUCGACUCAUGUACAAAUGCCAGAGUGAAGCAUUAGAAUAAGUACCUUCAGGGAGUUCACGCUUAAACUGUUUUUUUAGGGUUAAAGCAAAGCUUUAUUAUGAAGACAUGUUGGGCAUUUCGCCCAUUACGAUGACAGCAGCCUCGGCUGGUACAUCAUCCUCCCAUAGGAGGGCUUCAUCAACAUUACAUGCAUAGCCAAGUCUAGCAAUAGUGUGUGCAGCAGAUUUUGCUUCUCUUCUACAGAAUUGGACAGUGCAGCUAGAAAAUCAAAGCUUCAUCUGCAUCUUCAAAUCCUCCAGCGGCAUAGCAUACCUGGACUGGAGAAGUCCGGUUCACAUCUAUUCACAGCAUGGGCUAGGAGCAUGGAGUCAGUCUCAAUGACGAUUCUGAUGGCCCCUAACUGAGCAGCUAAGUCAACCGCUUGACUCAUAGCCUGAAGCUCAAUCGUGAAUGCAUCAGGGACAUGACACAUGAGCCAUCCGGCCAGCUUUGCAGGCCACCACAUCCC
Messenger RNA from Aegilops tauschii subsp. strangulata, 1584 nucleotides. Its product is annotated as probable esterase PIR7A. Gene Ontology annotation, molecular function: methyl indole-3-acetate esterase activity; methyl salicylate esterase activity; methyl jasmonate esterase activity. The record is from RefSeq and is a predicted model, not a curated record. NCBI's taxonomy places the organism in Eukaryota, Viridiplantae, Streptophyta, Magnoliopsida, Poales, Poaceae. Gene Ontology annotation, biological process: salicylic acid metabolic process; jasmonic acid metabolic process.